UUGCGGUCACUCAGGGAAACGGAGCUGAGCGCUGAAGGGAAGUGGGCUGAGUCUGGCGGGCUCGAGUCUAAAAACUCUCUCAGAUAAAGUGUAAUAUUUUAAAGGAGUCGCUGGCUGUGCAGUGCUGCGCCUUUUCCUUCACUCUCCCGCACAUCCUGUCCUUGCGUUUCCUUGGAGUUUUCAGCGGAGUUCUGUAACGUUAUUUCGGACCGGAAGUCGGAUCGGAUCGGUGACGAAAAUUUGACAUUUUUGACACAAAACUGCAUUUUUUAGUAUUUUAAAGUAUCCAGAUUUGGAUUUUGGAGUUUGUUUUGGUGUUAAAGAUUAAAUCUAAACUAAAAUGAGCGAGGGAAAUCAGCCGGAAAUUGAGCUGUUUGUGAAGGCGGGCAGUGAUGGACAGAGCAUUGGGAACUGUCCUUUCUCUCAGAGGCUCUUCAUGGUGCUGUGGCUUAAAGGAGUGACAUUUAAUGUGACCACCGUCGACAUGAAGAGGAAGCCGGAUAUCCUGAAGGACCUGGCUCCAGGAGCCCAGCCCCCUUUCCUGCUCUACGGACGGGAAGUGAAAACGGACACCAACAAGAUUGAGGAGUUUCUCGAGGAACACCUCUGCCCUCCUAAGUAUCCUCGUCUGGCUGCUCGUAACCCUGAGUCCAACACUGCUGGCAUGGACGUCUUCUCUAAAUUCUCCGCCUACAUCAAGAACUCCAACCCUGCCAUGAACGACAACCUGGAGAAAGGCCUGCUGAAGGCUCUGACGAAGCUGGAUGAAUACCUCAGCUCUCCUCUACCCGACGAGAUUGACGAGAACAGCGCUGAUGAUGUCACCACAUCAUCCCGCCCCUUCCUGGACGGACAGGAACUCACACUGGCCGACUGCAACCUUCUGCCCAAGUUACACAUCGUCAAGGUGGUGUGUCAGAAGUUUCGGGAUUUCACCAUCCCUCGCUCUCUGGUGUCGCUAUGGCGAUACCUGGAUUCUGCGUACGCGCGUGAGGAAUUCUCCUCCACGUGUCCGAGUGACGCCGAGAUCCACAUCGCCUACUCGUCUGUCGUUAAAGCUCUCAAAUAAACACACACACAGUUUUGUAUAUAAACACACACACACACACACACACACACACACAGGGUUUCUUAUUGGUUUGCAUUUCAGUAGCUGUUAAAGGGACGGUUCAAAAUUUGCAUAUUCGCGUAUGUUUUCUGAACAUUACAUCAAUCGUAGACCAAGUAAUUUUAAUUUUAAGGAUUAUGCUUUUGAAGUGAAAAAUAUGAGCAAGUCAUCUACAUCCGUUCAAAAACUACCUUAUUUCCUGGAUUAUAGGUCACUCGAGAUUAGAAGCCACGCCCCCUAAGUUUGAGUGUCUUUACGUAACGGUUUAUUUAAACAAAGCUCGUAACGUUGUGCUUUUGACAUCGGAAAUCGAACAUCCGCUCACGAGUUUACUGUUGCUAGGCAACUGUGAAACAUAUACACCAAGCACGAGCUAGCUAAUGACUGAAAAUAACAAUUUAGCUAGCUAGCUAGCACAAAGCUGUGGAUUCUUUUAUUUAUUAUAUUUUUCAUGUACUUUAACCUCACGAGCCUUGGGAGAGGGCGUGGCUCUUUUUUCUG
Molecule: messenger RNA, 1609 nt
Organism: Pangasianodon hypophthalmus (striped catfish)
Lineage: Eukaryota; Metazoa; Chordata; Actinopteri; Siluriformes; Pangasiidae
Gene: clic1
Product: chloride intracellular channel 1
Exons: 6
Coding region: 341-1069 (242 amino acids)
Source: RefSeq, a predicted model, not a curated record